This is a messenger RNA of Mollisia scopiformis, 1080 nucleotides long. RefSeq lists its product as uncharacterized. NCBI's taxonomy places the organism in Eukaryota, Fungi, Ascomycota, Leotiomycetes, Helotiales, Mollisiaceae. The record is from RefSeq and is a predicted model, not a curated record. The transcript has a single exon. The coding region runs from base 1 to 1080 and encodes 359 amino acids.
AUGUCUUCAAACCAUACAAAUAACGGAACCAUGGAGUUGUUUUCUCCCAGGGCCAUGGCCGAGAAUCGAGAGCUAGCAUUCAACGUCAUCAAACUACCAGUCGAGCUCCAACACAGGAUCUUCGACCAACUCAUCGUAUCACAAUCACAAAACAAUCGCAUCAUCGACCUCGCCGGCCCCAAGGACACUGAUCCCCAACAAUGGGAUACCUUCGGCGCACUAGCCUCCGCACACCCUCAACUUCAAGCAUCCAUCGAAUACUGGAUGGAAAUCCAAUACCACCUCGAGCGAAUCGGCCCGCGCCGCGAAAUCUGCGAUCCUACCACAAUAAAAUUCUCUUUGGAUAUGAGACACUGGAAUGAUCUUCCCUGGGAUUUUAGUAAAUGGCCACAACACCUAAAACUGAGAGCUCAAGUCAAGGCAGAAGGCGACCAGCUCCAUCUCGUAUGGCAAGCUCCAGAUGUGCUUGAUAAUUGUCGCCACGUACAGAUUCGUUUCAGAGGAACACAAAAUGGUAAAGCCGGCCGUGGAUUUGGCGCCGUGCAGCGUGUGUUGCGGAUCCUGCCCAAGCUUCCCAAUUUGGGAACGCUCGAGUUCUUGCACGAUGGGUCAGAUCCUGACUCCGGGCCUCUCUUGUCCCAAAGACCUGAAGAGGAUACUGGCAGUCCAUCCUCCAACUAUACCAUCCAAGAACUUUGGGAGGACAUCUGGGAGUCCCAGGAAUAUUGUCAUCGGAAACGUCCGUGUGUCUGCUGUCCGGUCGCUCCUCAAGUAAUUUGGGGAACAAUCGGCGCUGGGAGGGUGGAGAUUGAUUUUCUGGGGGAUUCGCCCAGAGUUUGGAUUCCGGGUUUUUUUUCUCACAGAGAAUCUCCCGUCUUUACGCGAAAGCAGAGACAAGCGUGGUGGGAUAGAAUGGAGGAGGUUGAGAUGCGAUGGAUGAGGAUAGAGAAAGAAGAGGAGUUCCGCCAGAGAAUCGUCAAGGGUGCCAGGGCACAAUAUGAGAAGGAUCGCCGUUUGAUAGAAGCUAAGGGUAUACAGACGGAUGAUCGUAGCAGAUUUAUAUGGCCUAGGAUGAAUUGA